This is a messenger RNA of Symbiodinium necroappetens, 234 nucleotides long. Lineage: Eukaryota; Dinophyceae; Suessiales; Symbiodiniaceae. The record is from the annotation of a GenBank genome assembly.
AUGCCUCUUCCACACAGGAUUUUUUCGUCAUGUGAAGCCCGGGACCCUGCUGCGGCGAGCGCGGCAGAGGAGGGCACGGACUACGAGUCUCAUUUCAGGCCAGCACGACGGCGCCCAGCAGAGGCACUCGAGGUGUUCGAACCGGGAGUUGGCGGCUCCAUGCCGAGUGCCGAAGCCACAGCGCGCUUUGCUGGCUUUGGUGGUUUUGACUUAAUGCAACCUGCCCAUCUAUAA